Molecule: messenger RNA, 788 nt
Organism: Salmo salar (Atlantic salmon)
Lineage: Eukaryota; Metazoa; Chordata; Actinopteri; Salmoniformes; Salmonidae
Product: linker for activation of T-cells family member 2-like
Source: RefSeq, a predicted model, not a curated record
GGCGGAUGUGGUAAGGAGUUCAGUUAGAAACAGGAAGCUCUUUCUGCUCUCCCCCUUCACAGCUCUGUUACAGUAACCUGUCUGUAAGUGGAACUGUCAGUGAGAUGGUGGUGGCCUGAAGAGGCUUUACUAAAGGCAUGAUAGCCAUCUUCAGCCUACAAGGAGCUGUCCUGGCCAUUGUGUCUGCGGCAUCUCUCAGUGUCUUCUCUGCUUUCUGUCUGUGGUGCAGGAGGAAAACCAAAAUAAUACAUGAAGAGAAUCAAAUUUAUGACCCUCAAAUAUUCCAACGCGAAGGAAGCAGAUUUGCAGUAAUGCGAUCUAAAACAGUCACACGACCCAACCAGAUUAUAAGAGAGCUGCCUCCAACACCAGUGGAACAAACACCACAAGUUGUGAAUGAGGAGCAAGCGAAGUAUCAAAAUGUUGCAACAGCUCAGAUGGGAAGCGUUGAACCAACAUAUGUAGAUCCAAUCCCAGCGUUAGUGUACCAGAAUGUUAAUGAGAGUACAAAUGCAGACACCAGAGAUUCAGAAACGGAUGGUGAUCAAUAUGAGAAUGUUUUUCCAACUAUUGACACAAUCAGCCGUGGCUCUGAUGGAUCAGAUUACGAGAACUCUGAAUUCCUGGAGCAAGUGAAGAUGGGGUUAGAACCGUUAGAGGACGAUGAACCAGAUUACGUGAACGACACUGACUGAUAUGGAAUCUACAUGCUCUACGAGUGGAUAUCUAUGGGAAUGGACUUUUCUCUUUUGUUGAGCUGCUUGAAUAAAUAUUAAGUGAUAAUGAUA